Molecule: messenger RNA, 12469 nt
Organism: Phyllostomus hastatus (greater spear-nosed bat)
Lineage: Eukaryota; Metazoa; Chordata; Mammalia; Chiroptera; Phyllostomidae
Gene: FUT9
Product: fucosyltransferase 9
Exons: 4
Coding region: 388-1467 (359 amino acids)
Cellular component (GO): membrane
Molecular function (GO): alpha-(1->3)-fucosyltransferase activity
Source: RefSeq, a predicted model, not a curated record
AGAGCGCGCGCGGCGCAGCAGCUCGGGAUCCGCGGCUCUCCAAGCCCGCAGCUCCCUGCGCCCCCGCCACCGCGCUCGCCAUCUCCGUGUCCCCCGGCUCCGGUCCCGCGCCUAGGAGAGCCGCGCGCCGACCGGCCCUGCCCGCCGCCUGCGCCGCGCAGCCUUCGCGCGCGCCUGGUUGGCGCUCUCCUCCCAGGACCGGUUAAGAAUAUACUAAUUCAAGAAUUUGAAGUACAGUGGAAUAAUCUAACAACCGUCUAUGUGCUUUCCAUGAUAUGUUCUCUAUAUUGAAACCAAAGAACUUCUCUCUGGCCCACAUCUGAAGUCCUCCACAAAUUAUCUAGGAAACAUCCCAAACAACAGCUCCUUGAAAUUAAAGAAAAAAUUAUGACAUCAGCAUCCAAAGGAAUUCUCCGCCCAUUUUUAAUUGUCUGCAUUAUCCUGGGCUGCUUUAUGGCAUGUCUUUUCAUUUACAUCAAGCCCACCAACAGCUGGAUCAUCAGUCCAAUGGAGUCAACAAGCUCAGUGCUGAAAAUGAAAAAUUUCUUCUCUACCAAAACUGAUUAUUUUAAUGAAACUACUAUUCUGAUUUGGGUGUGGCCAUUUGGGCAGACCUUUGACCUUACGUCCUGCCAAGCAAUGUUCAACAUCCAAGGAUGCCAUCUCACAACAGACCGCUCGCUGUACAACAAAUCUCACGCAGUUCUGAUCCACCACCGAGACAUCAGUUGGGAUCUGACCAAUUUACCUCAGCAGGGUAGGCCACCCUUCCAGAAAUGGAUUUGGAUGAAUUUGGAAUCACCAACACACACCCCCCAAAAGAGUGGUAUUGAGCACCUAUUCAAUCUCACUCUGACUUAUCGCCGCGAUUCAGAUAUCCAAGUGCCUUAUGGCUUCUUGACGGUGAGCACAAACCCCUUUGUGUUUGAAGUGCCAAGCAAAGAGAAGUUAGUGUGCUGGGUUGUAAGUAACUGGAACCCUGAGCAUGCCAGGGUCAAGUAUUACAAUGAGCUAAGCAAAAGCAUUGAAAUCCAUACUUAUGGGCAAGCAUUUGGAGAGUAUGUGAAUGAUAAAAAUUUGAUUCCUACCAUAUCUACCUGUAAAUUUUACCUGUCCUUUGAAAACUCAAUCCACAAAGAUUAUAUAACAGAAAAGCUCUACAAUGCUCUCCGAGCUGGCUCUGUACCUGUUGUUCUGGGGCCACCUAGGGAAAACUAUGAAAAUUAUAUUCCAGCAGAUUCAUUCAUUCAUGUGGAAGAUUUUAACUCUCCCAGUGAGCUAGCAAAGUAUCUGAAGGAAGUUGACAAAAACAAUAAGUUAUACCUUAGUUACUUUAACUGGAGGAAAGAUUUCACAGUAAAUCUUCCACGAUUUUGGGAAUCACAUGCAUGCUUGGCUUGUGAUCAUGUGAAAAGGCAUCAAGAAUAUAAAUCUGUUGGUAAUUUAGAAAAAUGGUUUUGGAAUUAGAGUUUUCCAACAUUUGCACACCUGGCAAAUUAUUUUAAUAAAAUGUCAUUCAAGUUCUGAGAAUGAAAAGAGAGACAACAUUCUGCUUUUCUGUCACAAUUUAUUUUGAUCACUAUCUUGGGUAACAUAUAUCUUGAUGAAGAUUUUUAAGAGAUCAGCAUUAGCAAUCACUCCAUUUGGUCUUAAAUUAUCCUAUAUAUACCUAAUUAUUUGCACUGAAAAAUAAUUUAUUCUUCGUUAUCUUUUUUAAACAUUGUACACACUUUUAUAGUUGUCCUUAAUGUAAGUUUGUGAUAUAAUUACUGUUUAUACAUUGAUCAUCUGUUUCAUCUAUUUGGGAAACUAAGAUAUACAUCUUAAAAUAUGAAACAUUUUCACUGAAUAUUGUCAUCUCUAGUUCCAAGUUUGCAUAAUGUAACAAAUGAAAAGUAGUCAUAAUUGAAUUCUAACCUCUUUGACUUCGAAGUUGAGCAAAGUGUAUAACUGUCAUUUGACCUAUUUUUACCUAUUUACCAUGUUUGUGAAGGCAGAAAUAGCCAUGUAAAUAAGAAAGAUAGUAGAGCAGAACUGUUCUAUUCAGGAAGCUAUUAGAUUUCCCAUUUAUUUUCAAUAAGCUGACUUACAAGUGUAGCCAUUUGUUCUCAUGAUCUUAAGUUAAAUUAUUUAAAGUAUUUUAAAUAUCCAAUUUGUUGGAAUUUUAGUACCUAGGAUAUAAUCCUAAUAACACUUAAGAAAAUCAAAAACACUUCUCUUUUUGAUCCUGGUAACACUUAUUAUUAUAAUAAAAAUAAUUUCUCAUAUGACAAAAUGAUAUGUAUACAUUAAAUCACAUUUAUAAAAAUGGCACAUAGAUGUACAAUUUUAAUCACAUAUCAAUUUAAAAUAUUUUCUCUAGCUCUAAUUGUUAAAAGUUUUAUUUUGCCAUAUAGACAAAUAGACAUAGCAUUUGAAAAAGUUUGUCCUUUUAUUUAAAAGAACCUAAAUAAAGUUAUUAUCAAGAAGUUAAAUAUAAGAUGUAAAACAUAAUAAAACAAGGACUUAAAAGCUCUCAAUAUAUAUGUGUUGAAUGAAUAAAUGAAUGAAUGACAUUGAACACCAUGGGAAAAAAAUUUUUUUUGUUUCAAUGAAGUAACAGUUUUAGUCUAUAGGUACUCAUUGGAGAUGAUGUUUUAUAUUCCACUUUAGUAAUUAUUCAUAUUGUAACAUUUGACUGUAGCCCUCAGGGCUUUACAGAACCAAAUGUUUGUCCUUAUAUUAAGUUUUUCUUGAGAAUUCACCCAUGAACUUAGUUGCUGAACUGCAUUUCUCCUCCCUAAGGUUAAGAGCUGGAUAUAAGCAAAGAACAGCAGGUGAGAAAUGAUGGGAUGCUAAGGAUUCUUCAAGAAGAGUUUCCCAAAAGAAAAGAACCUGUAAUGACUUAACUCCAUUCAGGGAAAAAUCUCUCAAAAUAACCAGAAAGUUCUGAUAAGAUCUAUUUGGGUCUAUUUGUGACUUAUUCUAAUAGCCCUAGUACAUGUCAACAUCAGUAGAACUCAAAUCCACAAUCUUCUACAUCAAAUGGAAGAGAGGCAGAUUUCAAAUCAGUAAGAAGAAAGUACCGUUUCUAACAGGACUACCAUGAGGGAAUAAGCUCUCUAGAGCACUAGAAGAUUUUGAGCAGAGGAAGAUUCUUGUAUUGGGUGGAGGAUGGUUUUGAUAUUCAAAAUCAUUUCUUUACCCAUGAUUGAAUAGGCAUGCUGUGUCAGGCAAAGCCUUAAGCAGAGACAAAGAUGAACAAGGAGAUAUCACUGCCUUAAAGUAGCUUACAAUUAAGUAAGAGAGAUAACAGAAAAGCUUCCUUCGAAUCUAUGUUUAUGCAUAUCAUACUCUCAAUGGAGUUUAUAUGAAUCACUGCAAGAAACCAAAUUUCCCCAACUGUUUCUGAGCUGCAAACUUCGUUUACUCAUUUAACACAAUGUAGCUUCCCUCCAUAUUAUCUUUUCUAACCACACUGACUAAAGAAAUAGUCUGUCUCUGUGGAUACCCUCUUAAAUAAAGGUCUCCUCCCACAUUUAUUUUGUCAUGUUAAAACAGUCACAUUCAUUCAUUUACAUUUACUUUAUCUUUUUUACCUAUAAAAAGUAUAGAAAUAGAAAGAGAAUUUACUACAUGUUUUAAAAGUUCCUGUUUUCUUCAAAAGCAGAAAAGCCACAACAACCCACCUUUGCUGUGGUGGAUGCUCAUGAGUUCAAUGACCUGAGAAACUUGAGCACAUCGCCUCUAUUGUUAACUACAAAUUUGGACUCAUUCUUAGACUGUGAUUAUAAACACAUGCUGAUCAUAUGACCAAAGCCAUGGCAAUAAUACCAGGUGAUUAAAUAAAUGGCACAUCUGUAUAUUGAAAACUCAUUACCAAGUCCAAGGUUAAGUUUUCUGAAUUUAAGGUGCCAAAACAAAUGAGUCAACUGGACCCUUUAGUUCUGGAUCCAAUAAUCUGUAAAUUUUAGGGCAGGAAGGGAUUAUAUCAAUGUUUACAAACCAAUCUCUUUAUUCUAUUUAUGAGUUAACUAGAUCCAGAGAUAAUUACUCAAGACCUGUGUGCACAUACACACAAAAACACCCACACACACUCCACAGCUAGUGACGUAGCCAAGAUUAGAAUGUAGAGGCCUGUAUUUCUUAAUCCUUAUGUUCUUUUUCAUAGUGUUUUCACUUUAUCAUAGAAGUAUGUCUCAAUUCCUAGAAAUGUGAAUGCCUAGUUGGUUAUUAGGACCUUUUGAGUGAUACAUGCUACAUAGAAGUAUGUUGACUUUUGAAAAAAGUAUAAUUAGUAAAACACUAAACUUGUUAGCAUUCUUUCUGGUUUAAAUAUUUUAGGAGUUGAGCUUUAGCAGAAGGAAAUGGGCUUUCACUACAUUUUAAGCAAAAUGAAACCCUUAAGAUAGUGUGUGGCUCUCUCUCACCCACUCUUUUAAUGAAUCCUGUAGAUUGCAAAAUUCUAUUUAAUGAUUUCUCACAAUGAAUGAUGUUGAUUUGACAAAAUUGGCUUGCUGCUAAUGGCUAUAAAAACAAUUAUGCCAGGGGAUAACUUGUAGAUAUGAAAAUGGAAUGGACUAUUUAAAAAGUUUUAUUUCAAAAUAUCAAAAAUCUGUUACCUUCAAUGUUCUGAUUAUUUCAAUAUCAAUUAUUUUAGGCCUUACUAGAACAUAGAAGUGUUAAUUAUUAUAGGCCUUAUUAAUAAGAAUAUAUACUGAGUUCUCUAUAUCUUGCAGUAUUAUGCCCUUAAAAAAGGCAUGACAAUCACAUUUUAUGACAGCCAUAACUUUGCAAAUAUAAAGCAGAAACUGGUAAAAACUAAUAUCAGAUUGAAAUUUUUAUAUUUACUGCAUAAAUCCUGAUAUUCCUAGAAUGUCCAGUAACGUUUUCUGUUGUGUGGGCUUAGACAGCUCAGAGCACUGAGGUGUAAAGUGACAGAAUAUUUAGGAAUUAUUUGCUGAGCCUUUAAAGUCUUGCCUCCACUUGGGGGUUAAAUAUGAAAAGAAUAAGAAACAAUACUAUUGAAAUCUUUUGCUUGCCUGUUUUCAAACUAGAGUCCAUGAGUCUCAAAGUAAUCAGCUAGAAAAUACCUUUGUAUGAAUUAAUAUUACCAAACAAGGAUUAGAUCCUUACAUUAUGACUCUGUACUUAAAUAUGUCCUUGAAUUUCCUUGAACACUGAUCUUACUUAGGGGAACUUCUUAACAAAUUAAUUGUAAUCAAGCUGUUAAAUAUAACAAACUUCAGGAUCUAAAAGAUAAGCUCAAUGCUUAACAUAGAGGAAGAUCUCCACAAAUAUCAUCAAAUGAAUUUUUAAAAUUGCAUUCAUGCACAAUAUUUUUAAAAAUGUGAUAACAGUUCCACUUAUUGUACCAGUUAGAGAUGAUAUUUUACAUUUUUUUCACUGAUCAGUUUGCUGCCUGAACACAAAAGAAGGCAUUUUAUGUCCUUCCGGUCUUACUGUAUUCUAAGUCCCCCAAAGAAGUAAUAUUUCAAGAAAGUCUAUAAAGGACUUGGUACAUGUAAACACUUUAUUCAAAUAUUAACAUACAGCCCUGGCUGGCAUAGCUCAGUGGAUUGAGCAUGGGCUGCGAACGAAAGUGUUGCAGUUUCAAUUCCUAGUCAGGGUACAUGCCUGGGUUGCAGGCCAUGACCCCCAGCAACCGCACAUUGAUGUUUCUCUCUCUCUCUUUCUCCCUCCUUUCCCCCUCUAAAAAUAAAUAAAUAAAAUCUUUUAAAAAAAUAUUAACAUAUUACCUGUUUCAAGUAGGAAAGACAAUUAGUAUUUAAGGUGAACAUAGAAUGUAGGCACUGUGAAGGGCAUAUAUUUAUUACUCAACUAUGCAUGGAGAGAAAAUAGUUUCUUUUCUCCGUAAAUGCACUCUUUUGUAUUGCAAACAUUGGUCAAUUACACUGAUUUUUUUCUUGAUGUGUCUUAUCUAGAGAUUUUGUAGCAUUUUGCAAAUAGGUAAGCUUCACUCCUACCCAAAGUGCUUUCCCUCUCAGUAAUUCAUAUUGAAUGCAUCUAUAUUCAUAAUCAUUAGAUAGAACAGUUAACAGAACAUAAAUGAUAGCCUGAUAUCCAGAUGUAUGAAUAAUAACAGGUGGGGUUAUUAGUUCAACAAAAUGUAAUUUUGAGAAAGACACUGAACCUCUCCAGACUUUGUUGUUUUUAAGUUUCCUUCCAGCACUACCUCUCUUAUCUAAAAUCUAAACUAAUACAUGCAUGUAUUUGCAAGUGAAAUUCCAAUGACCAUCUCAAUUUUUAGAGGUAAUACUCCAAGCAGAUUUUCCUCUUAUUUCUCUAAAUAGAGAUUUAAAGUAUAAAACUGAUUAUUUAAACCUAGAUGUGGAAAGAACCAUCUGGUUCCUAGGCCCCCCGACCGAGAAUCACCAGAAGUGUUUAUCAACACUGAUUUCUGGGCCCUGCUCCUGCAAUUGGAAUCUCAUCAGACAAGCCCAACAUGGUUUUAAUGCAUUUCCUAAGUUUUUCUGUUCCAUGUAUAGUUUGUGAACCACUGGCAGUCAGCAGUUCUCAAACACACAUGUGUCUUUGGGACUUCCCUUAUGAAAGAAUGUUAAUAAUACACAGCUUCUCAUUCUUUGGGUCUGAGAUCAGAACUGGAACCUGUAUUUUAAAAAUCUCCCCAAAUAGUUCUAAUCUGCUGUCAGGGUUGAGGUCUGCCUCUUAGCCACCAGUUAAAUGGGAAGUAUCCUAUUGCUCAAUUGAUAUGAGCCAUGGCCUGUCUUUAGUUUAUGUAGAAUCUUUCUGAAUAUGUCACUAAAGUAUUUCUCUACUUCAAGAGUCUUGAUAUUCUCUGUGCCUAAUAAUUCUGUGCACAAGCAUGGUACUGACUAAUCUCUUGAUGUGGCUCAGGUUAUUUAUAGUCUCUACACCUUCCAAAUUUAAAUGGUGUAUAUAUAGCAGUACAGCUCAAGCUUGGAUGCACAUCUGAAAUCACCUGGAGAUGAUUUAAAAUUGUUGAUGCCAUACCCCACUUCCAGAGAUCUGAUCCAACCAGUUUGAGAUAGGACCCAGAGGUGGACAGUUGUAAAGGCUACACAGAUAAUACUAAUGUGAGGCCAACCCUAGCAAUCACCAGUGUGCAUAAAAGACUUGAGCAAUGCUUGGCCUGGAAAAAUUAUUAGGAAUAGAAAUGAUUAUAUACCUUGAAAGAAUAUCUCUCAUUGUCUUUUUAGGCUCUGACUUCAUGUUUGUAUUUAUAACAUGAAAAACUGGACUAUUCACUUCCUAAGAUCCUUUACAACCAAUCCUUUUAUGCUUCCAUGAUUUGCUUAUCCUGUGCGUGUUUAACAGACCUCUUUCCCAUGUCCCAAAACCCUUGUCUGAUGGGUUUGAGAGGUAAUUGGGAUGUAACAACAAGAUAGAGUAUCUGGAUCUGAUGACCACAGAUUUAGAAUUAAAUCCUAGUUCUGCCACUCACUCACUGUGUGUAAGUUACUUGACUUCUCUUAGCCUCAGAUUUUCCAUCUGUAAAGUAGAGGUAACAUCUUCCUGACUUUUUUUGGUGAGGACAAAUGAAAUUAUAUUUAAGUGACUAUAUAACUUGUUUAAUCCAUAUCAUUUAUUAUAAUAGAAAUCACUGUGAGGAGUCCAAAUUUAUUUGCACAAAUUGUUCUAAAACUCUGAAAAUGUUAAGCAGAUAGUUUAUAAGAAUCAUUUCCAAUUUAAAUAACUGAAAGGAAUAAUCUUUAGGAGAAGGGAAACAAGUAAAUAUAGUGUAGAAGUAUGCAUUUAUGUCUUUUUCAAUUAGUAACCAAUGGAAAGGGUGUGGGAGCUGGCAGAGUAGUGGUGCCUAAGCAUUACUAAACAUAUACACCUUUUCUUAAAAUAAUCAUAAUCCAAACAGGCCUAAUUUUUUCCUCACUGUUAUGAGCAAUCAGUAAAUUAACAGUUAAUUUAGUGUAUUAUCAGUUGUGUAGCUCAAAUCACAGAAUGCAAUAGCAGGAAGAUUAUCAGGGAUCAUUUUCUGGUAAGGAAAUUGAUCUAAAAAUAUUCAACAACUUGAUUUAAUCCAUCAUUUCAACUGAUCCACUAGCUUAUCCCCAAAGCCACUUAACGAUAUAAGUUAGAAAACAGAAUGAAAUCUCUAUCUACUAAUAUUUUCUUAAAUUUAAAAAUGCUAAAAGUUACUUUUUAAAUGAUAUUGUAUAAAUUCAACAAACAGGAAUACAUUUGUUUAGUGGUGCAGCAAUAAAAAAAACUCUUAGCCAGACUGUGAUUAAUUCUACCCUAAUUGUUAAUUGCAUAAUAAAUAGAAUCUUGACAUGAAUAAGCUCAACUACUUAUGUAUACAAGUUCUAAAUUGUACUGUAAUAAAACUUAAAAAGCAAACUUAAAAUUUUUUAAAAAUUUAUGUGUGGAAAAAAUAAUAUUCAACAUAGCAAUUUUUUAUUAGUUCCUACUUGUCUUACUUUAAGGAAAUUAGGAAUGUUUAUUUCAGAUACAACAUUAGAAACCUUCAAACAUUGAGGGGUUUUUAGUUCUCUGGCAAGCAUAUUGUUAAAUUAGCCGUGUGUGUGUGUGUGUGUGUGUAUGUAUGUGUGUAUACACACACACAUAUAUAUAUGUAAAGUAUGUUAAAUUAGGGCUUCUUGGAUAGCAAAUAGAAGAUUGAUCUGAAAAAUUUUAAGAGUGACUUUUGUAAAGAAGUAUGUUAACUACAGUGACUCUUUAUACACUUGGCUGCAUUCCAUUUGGAAUAGAAAGGGUGUAGUAGAUAGAAGAGCAGGCUUGGCAGAAAUGGUACACAGUCUAAAUUAGCAGCUCAGUACUACUCAUUAUGCAAGAACUAUUGCCAGCAAUCAAAGUGCAUAGCCAGAUCUUAGCUUGGCCUCAUUAUCCACCUUCAGUCCCUUAGAUGAGACAAUCUUGAAGAUGCCAUCCUCAUCUAAGGUGAGAUUGCCAAAAGAAAUCUCACUAUCAUGUAGGGCAGAAUAUGUGACUCCAGAGACUGUUAUUAGAGCAGGCCUUUCACAUUCUGAUUUUCUUCUUUAAGAGCCCUUGAACAAAUUGAGAAUGUCUGGUUGUAUGUAAAACUGGGACCAGUUCACACUUUUAGAAUACAGGUGACCUCUCUCAAGUAUUUUAUAUAUUUCUUUACAGUAAUAAAUUGAAGGACAAAGACUACCAUACCUGAAACCGGCAGUUUAUUUACAAAGAGAAGCUUUCAGCUUAUCGAUGUUUUACAUUCAAAUCAGUAAGAGCUCUCGCCCUAUAGAUUGACAGGCUCUGUGACAUUGGAAAUGGAGACAGAAAAAAAGCAUUGGAAAAUAGUAGUACCCUUUUUACUCUUCAUUAAAAAUUUUAAUCUCUAGAGCUAUCACCACAAAGGCACCCUUCAAAAACAUUAUUUUUAUUCAUGUGGGUUUUUUUCUUCCUUUCUCAUUUCCUUUUAAAAGGUUUGGUUGGUGGGAGUCAAGGUUAGUGAAGUAAUUAUGACAAUAUAAAAAUAACAUUUUCAUAUUAUGUAUAGGACAAAAGAAAGAAGGAGUGCUUGCUAAAGGAAAUGCAGUCAAAAUGUUAGUCAAAACUAUUCCGAAUAAAUUAAUGAGCUUAAUCAUCCUCAUCGGAAUAAUUAUGGUUUAUUCUGAAACCGCACAACACAAACGUGUCAUAAAGGUUUGUAAGGGCCAAAGUAAAGAGCUGACAAGUCUAAAGGUAGAUUCAAGUACACAAACUGCAGAAAGGAGAAAAGUGCUGACAAGAAACAAGAAAGGGAGCAGUAAACUAAAGAUCAGAACCCAAGUUCUAGUUUGCACAAUCUCUUGAAUAAAUUCUCUAGCUUUCCUGAGCCACACGUUUCUGUCAAUGGAAUGUGGUGGACUUCACAUUAAAAAUUACCCGAGAAACUCUUCAUGAAUUUUAAUUGCUUCAUUAGACAUUCUGUUUUAAUUAUCCUGGCACAGGACAUGCCUGCCAUAUAUUCUUUUAGAAUGUUUUUUCUUUUCUCCUUCUCUCUAACAUGAGGCUAUGUCACUGUUCUGUGAGCCAUAGAGAGGAAGGAAAGAAGUUACCACUCAAUUGCUUUAGGAGCACUAACUAAAGGGUUGCUAAAGAAGAAAGCUGCAAUGGAGUUUCGCAAAGGAAGAGUGGGGACUUUACACACUUCCUCUUAUUUCAUUUCCUCAAGAAUACAAGGUAUAUGCCUAUACCUUUUUUAGGUAGUUUAAGUAUAACUUUGAAUAAGAUGAUGUAUUCAAUUGAGGAAGGUCAAAACGAUCAUGGUGAAACAAAAUGAACAAAAUGUGCCAAUUCUAGCCAAUAUUGUAAACUGUAAGAGUAAGAAAUCCAUAAACUAUUUGGUAAUUGUAUGUUUUAUUAAUGUAAUGUGAUUUUGCACUAUUGUAUUGUCAUAUUUAAGCAGACCCUAAAACCUAAAUGCCAAAUGUACAGUUUAUAGAUUCAUGUUAUUUCUGAUAAGGAUUUAAUUGCAUUGUGCUAAUAGUUGUUUAAUGCUGUUAACUUUCUGUACGUGUUAUUAUUGUGAUGCAGACCUAUAAGGUUAUUGUAAGCACACUGAUUGAUCAUCUGGAUUUUUAUAGAUAAAAUCACACAUUGAUCAGAAAUCACUUUUCUACUUAUUUUUUUGUAGAGUAUUUUUCCACACUUGAAAAAACAUGAUUAUUUUAUAUCAAACAUCAGCUUUUCUUUAAAAUUUUAUUUUAGUAGCCAAUGCAUGUUUGAAAUAAAAUGUGUUAGAAAUUAAAUGAUAUUAAGGUUGUGUUAUAUUAGGGCAAAAAUGCAUGCUGUUGGUGAAUCAUGCAACUCUGGGGGAAUUUACACUGCCAGUUCACAAGCAGGCACGCCUCAAUCCAUGUGCAUGAUUCACGUCCUUUCAAAAGUCAUUUUUAAACUUUGAUAAAGUGAAAAUGUUAUUCUUAGUGCUGAUGAGCCAACAGACAAAGCUGCUUUGUCUUUUUUCUAAUACUGCAGCGUAUUGUGGUAAAUUUGCCGCCCCCGCCCCCUCAAUUUUCUCCUUGCAGUUGCUUGUUGGCAAUAAAAUACAACAAAUAAAAUCAUUUGUUGGCAAAGGAUACAAUUUACUGCAUAGCAACUUACUAUUAUAAAGCAUGAAGAUGUGGGGAAAAAUCAUCUUAAUAGUUCCUUACUAUAACACAAUAUUCUGGCAGCUUUUUCUACAGUCAAAAAUGAUGUGUCUUUUUUUUUUUUACACUGCCAAAAUCAAUACUACUGCCAGAGUGGAGGUAACUUGAGGCCAGGUCUGCACAACACCAAAUUGGGUAGUAACACAGAGCAUCCACACAGUGUGGACAGCCAAUCAGUGUAACAGGUAGAGGGGAAAAGGAAAGGCAAUCCCAAUCUUUUUUCUCAGUAACUUGGGUCAUUAAGGAAAAACAAUUACAUAGAAAAUAUGAAUUUUGGCUGCAGAGACCAAGCCUCUACAUGCUGAUAAUUUGCAGUAGUCUUUAGGAACAGAAAUUAUUCAGUGAAGUUUUGCUUCUGUGUUCGUUUUGUGUUCUUUUUUCAGAAAAUAUACUUGUGCUUUUGAAAGGGCUCAAUUUCAAACAUAAUAUUGUGGACCAAUGGCCACCAACCCAAUGAAAUAAGUCAUUUGACAUAUUGUGGUAAGGCUAGGACAUAGCACUUGGUGACUUCAAACACCAAUGUAAACAUUUACACUUUCAGAAGGUAAUUUCAUUGCUAUGUUAUUAAAAGAGCAGGGAUCCUAUUUAUGUAUUUAUUUAUUUACAGAAGUUUGCUUCAUUCAAGUUCAAUUUUAACAGCUCAGUGAAGUUAAUAUAAUGGUACGAAAAGUUGACUCUAACUGCUACCCCAAGUGAAAAAUCAUGAAACAGAGCCUUGGUGAACUCUGGAAUAAAGCAUGAGUCCAGACGAUGAGCAGUCAGUCCAACUUUACCAACCGGGAUGUUGAUGUGUCUGACAUUCGAUGAGUACUGAUCUGGGCUCUUAGUUUGCUAUUGUAUUGUUGUACCUACAUAGAUUCAACCUGUAAAUAACAUAAAACAUUAUGGCAGCUAAGCAAAUAUUUUAAUAAACCAUGAAAGGCAAAAUGUCAUAGGGAAUCUGUAAAUUCAGCUAUUUGGAAAAUUUGUGUUUUCUACAAAUUAUAGAGUUAUUUGAAAUUUCCUUUCCAUAAAAUGCCAUCACAAUGUAGAUUCCUGUCCAUUGGUGUCUUUCUAGGUUUAUAAAUAUGUGAUAUAAUCGUUAUAGUUAUAAUUUUGUGAAAUUAUGUUCAACAAGUAAUAUUAUUUCAGCAAUCUGUGCUAAGAUCCCAAGGCAGAAAUAAAUGUGUAAAGGACUUGAGCCUAUAUGUGUAAGAAGAAAUCUCUUCAAUCAUAUUCCUAUAUUUAAUGUAAGUACUUCACUGAUUUACCACUCAAGUAAUUCCUUGGAAGUGUAAAUAAUGAUGUUCUAUUCGGACUUAAUGAAUUCCUGUACUGUGAAUAUUUAAAAUAAAAGAAUUCAAUUUCAAUGUGCAAAA